GUCCCGCACACAAGCACACGCUUGCAAUAUUCCUUUGGUGACGUUCCACCCAGAGUUCAGCCUGGCCGGCACAACCAUUCCAGCCAAGGGGGAGGAGGACUUCCUCACGCUGGCCGCCUCCCGCUUCAGCCGCAAGAAGCGCGUAAUUGGGGCUGGAGUCGGCGUGGCUAUGGUCCUGGUCCUACUGGUGGCCAUCCCCUUACUGGUCCACACCACCAAAGGGGGCGCGUCCGGAGGAGGGGGCACGCAUUACGAGAUGUUGGGGAGCUGCAAGAUGGUGUGCGACACUUUCACCCCCCCUCAAGGAGAGCUGACUGGCUCCUCCCCUCAGCCCCCAGACUUGGCAAACCGUAGGGGCAAACAGGGUUUUAGAGGAAACCCAGGACUUCCUGGUCCCCCGGGUCCUAAAGGCCCACCUGGAGAGCCCGGGAAGCCCGGUCCACCCGGGCCGCCGGGGCCCGGGCCUGGUGGCUAUGGCCCUUCCUUGUACAUCCCCAAGAUCGCAUUCUACGCUGGCCUGCGGAAACAACACGAAGGAAGCGAGGUGCUGAAGUUUGACGACGUGGUGACCAAUGUGGGGAACUACUACGAGCCCAGUACGGGCAAGUUCACCUGCCCUCUGCCCGGCAUCUACUACUUCACCUACCACGUCCUGAUGCGAGGAGGGGAUGGAACAAGCAUGUGGGCUGACCUCAAGAAGAACGGGCAGGUGAGGGCCAGCGCCAUCGCCCAAGAUGCAGACCAGAAUUACGACUACGCCUCCAACAGUGUCAUCCUGCACUUAGACGUAGGCGACGAAGUGUGCGUUCAGCUGGACGGCGGCAAAGUUCACGGCGGCAACACCAACAAAUACAGCACCUUCUCCGGCUUCCUCAUCUACCCUGACUGACACGCUUCUCGACAUCAUCCCCUUCUGCUGCGGUCUCGCCGUACCAUCGGUCAUGCCAACUUUGAAGAGAAUUUCUAGCAAAUGAAUAUAGAAUUGUAUUUUCAUCAGUUAACAUUUACCUCAGACAAACACCUGGUUAGUUGUAAUUCUAUGCCAUGAACAUUUCACAUUUACUCAGACACACGCACACACACUUAAAUAUGACAGAGACAAUACCUCCUCAUGCAGAUAUACGUUAAGCAUAAACAUUGUAAAAAAAAAAAAAACAAUCAUAACUAUAUUGAUUGUAGCUGACUGUGUUUGCAAAAAAGGUAUGUAUGUGUUAUAUGUCUAUGUUCAAAGUCCAAGCACACUUUGUUUGGUUGAAAUUUUGGUUUGACCUUUGAGGUUUGGUUCCAACUGCAUUUGAAAUCAUGUCAAAAUAUUGUGCAAAAUAUGAAAACGACAUGCUUGCCAUGUCUGUUGAUUCUUUUUGAUUUCACCUAUCUCCAUAGUGAAUGUAACCAAGAACAAAAUGGUAUUUUUUUCAGUUGCAGUGACAUCGACUGUAAAUUAAAUUUUAAGAACGCAAACAAAAAACAAUUCCCCGUUUUUAUCAGAUCACUGUAGUGACUCUGUACCCUAAGUUUGUGAAUAGUUUGCGUGCCUUUUCCACAAUUUUCGCAACGACGACCUCACAUCUCAAGUGAAGUUCAAGAUGUGUAUAAAAAUGAGCACAAAAGUGAAAAUUAAAGAAUCAAAAUUGUGUUUAUUAUAGUUGUCCUCCUGUAGCUUUGAACAGAACCUAUGUUAUUUGCUUUAUGCUAAGCUAAUCGUAGCAGCACCUGACCUCUCAUCAAAAGCAAAGUGAACAUUUGACUACCUAUCUCAUUCAUUUUACCUGUGAAAGUACUUCGGUAAAGUUUUUUUUUUCUUUCAAAUGCAGGUGUUUUGAGCAUACACAUAGGUUUCUGUGCCUUACACGCUCUGUUUUCCUUUCAAUUUUCAUGCAUGAAACCUUUCUCAAAUCCAAGCUGAGUUUUCAAGCUGCAAUCCAAGUCUGUGCCAAUGUUGCUUGACAUUUGAGGGAAUACAAGACACUAACCAGGGACUGUGGCUCUUUGAAUGUAAAUGGAUGUCAUUUAUGUCAAUAAACAAAAUGAAAAAAGGACAGAACAACAAAAGUGUGCCUGUCAUAUUAAAAAUGCAUCAAGUAAUGUAAUACGCCAAUGUAUCCAAAAUGUAAAACGUAUUGCAACACAUGCACUGUAGCGCUUGACCUGUGCCAGAGACUUUUGGGCCCCAGAGUGAUGCUUAAUAGCGUGAGUGUGGAUGUUGAAUUGAUUCUGAUGAAAGUCACCAUUGCGCUGGCGUGACACGGCGGGACACAAACAUUCCUCUUGCGUGCCAUGCUACAUCCAACGGUGUCUUCCGCCGCUGUCACGUGUGUGUGUAGCCAUUGUUGUCACAGUACUUUGUAAGCUUGGUUGUUCGUGGCAUUCUCAACACUUGAACAAACACAAUAAAAAAAAAUCGAAACAA
Messenger RNA from Syngnathus acus (greater pipefish), 2410 nucleotides. RefSeq names its product complement C1q-like protein 4 (gene c1ql4b). Lineage: Eukaryota; Metazoa; Chordata; Actinopteri; Syngnathiformes; Syngnathidae. The transcript has 2 exons. Bases 170 to 889 code for a protein of 239 amino acids. Gene Ontology annotation, molecular function: protein binding. The record is from RefSeq and is a predicted model, not a curated record.